Messenger RNA from Spodoptera exigua (beet armyworm), 1823 nucleotides. The record is from the annotation of a GenBank genome assembly. Lineage: Eukaryota; Metazoa; Arthropoda; Insecta; Lepidoptera; Noctuidae.
AUGGGUCGGCUCGACGGGAGUGAUACCACGGCCUCACAGAAAAUCAGCGUGUGUUUCGCCGCAAUGGAGGUGGGAGUCCAAGUGGUGGGCAUAGUUCUCCGUCUGCUGAACUUCUUUCUGGCGCCAUUGUUUUGGUUCCGCGCAAGAGACAGCCGUCGUCUGCCGCCCGUCACCAACCCUGUGCUGCUCAAAAGUGCGGCCGAGUUAGCAGAUUCUGUGAGGAAGGGUGAAAUAUCAAGCGAAGAACUAGUGACAGUGUUCAUAAAUCGCGUGAAAGAAGUCAAUCCGUACCUCAACGCCGUUGUAGAGGAACGGUACAGGGCUGCGAUAGAAGAUGCUAAGGCCAUAGACCGGUGGAUUGUGGAGACUAAGAAAAGUGGCUCCUUCGAAGAGCUAGUCAAAGAAAAACCACUCUUGGGCGUGCCUUUUACUGUGAAGGAGAGUUGCUCGCUCGCUGGGCUAUCAAACUCGGUAGGAUGUCUAGAAAACGCAGGUCGUCGAGCCACCGCAGACGGAGGAGUGGUCAGCCUCGUGAAAAAGGCUGGGGCCAUUCCCUUACUGGUGUCCAAUACUCCUGAGCUCUGCCUCGGCUGGGAGACCACUAACCUGCUAAGGGGAACUACAAACAAUCCUUAUUGCUUGAACAGGACUCCUGGUGGAUCUUCGGGUGGUGAGGCGGCGUUGCUCGCCAGCGCUGCGUCAGCGCUGAGCGUGGCGUCCGACAUCGCGGGCUCUAUCCGCCUGCCCGCCGCUUUCUGCGGGGUCUUCGGACACAAACCCACUCCUGGUGUAAUCUCAAUCGAAGGCCACAUCCCGACACUAAGCGACGAGCAGUUCCCCAAGUUCCUGACAGUUGGGCCUAUGACGCGACGGGCGGACGACCUGCCUCUACUCAUGCAGGUCAUGGCGGGGCCAGAUAACACGCUCAACCUCGACAAACCUGUUGAUUUGAGGGAGGUUAAGGUCCACUACAUGUUGGAAGCGACGGACGCGAUGGCGUUGUUGCGAGUGGACCGGUGCAUCCUCGACGCUAUCCGCAACGCCGUCAGGUAUCUGGAGAAAGAGUGCGGCAGUACUGUGUGUCAGGAAAAAUUCAAAGACUUGGAAGACUCAGUUGAAAUAUCGGUGUCCGUAUUUUUUGGAAUGAAGGACAUUCCGAAUCUGAUGCAAGAUCCCGCCAAUCCGAAACGUGAUAAAAGCUUGGUCGUCGAGCUAAUAAAAUAUAUGUUUGGCGGUGGUUCGCGGUCAUUACAAGGACUGAGCUUUUCCCUUAUCAACAGAAGUCAUUUGUUCAUACCUGAAGCACGGAGUGGUUAUUAUCAUGCAAGGGCAAAUAAACUUCGUGAACACAUGGAGAAAACUCUAGGUGACAAUGGCGUAUUAAUCUACCCAGUUUUCAUCGGUCAGGCUCAUCAUCAUAACCAGGUGUUCCUGAAGGCUUCAGGUGUUAUGUACACCAUGGUCUUCAACAUCCUAGGCAUGCCUGCCACCACCGUGCCCAUGGGAUUAUAUAAAGGAUUGCCCGUUGGCAUACAGGUGAUUGCAGCUCCACAUCAAGACAGACUAUGUUUAGCGGUUGCCAAACAACUGGAAAUUGGCUUCGGUGGGUGGAAACCGCCCCAAUAAUUAUACCUAAUGUUUAAGCAAAAUAAGGAAAUUUACCAAAAUCGUUCAUAAGUUCAACAAACCACAUGUAUGGCGUGGUUUAUCUUUUUUACCACAAAAAAAAACUAGAAUUGUACCUAAUAGAACAUUUCUUAUUACUUUAUUCUAUUUUGUACGUAAAUGUAUGUGAUAGUAAUCUCUAUUUAAAUUGAUUAUAU